This is a messenger RNA of Ruditapes philippinarum (Manila clam), 939 nucleotides long. RefSeq lists its product as uncharacterized. The record is from RefSeq and is a predicted model, not a curated record. The transcript has a single exon. The coding region runs from base 1 to 939 and encodes 312 amino acids. Gene Ontology annotation, molecular function: dioxygenase activity. Lineage: Eukaryota; Metazoa; Mollusca; Bivalvia; Venerida; Veneridae.
AUGGCUGAUUCAAAUUCAACAAUUCCAGUAAUAGAGUUUGAUAAUAUUGGUGUGCACAGACAGAGUAAAAGUGUUGGCAAGAAUGAAAUUAAACAUGUAGGUAAUCUUAUGAAAGAAGCAUUUACCGAUGUUGGAUUUUGCUAUUUGAAAAAUCAUGGAAUCGAACAAGAUAUGGUUGAUAAAUAUAUGGAUAUAUCGAGAGAGUUCUUUGAACAGCCAGAGAAAGAAAAGACUAAACAUGUUCGCAAAAAAGAUCAAAACUUUGGUUGGGUUGGUGUUGAAACGGAGAAAUUAAACCAAGAAAGACCAGGCGAUUUGAAGGAGGCAUUUAACUUCCACCCGGCGGAUGACCCGAACGAUUGGCCGUCGGUGACAUUUCAACAAGCCAGCAGGGAUAUGUUUUUGAAAUGUACUGAACUUUCCUAUAGGGUGUUAGAUGUACUGUCCGUUGGCUUAGGUCUUGGAGAUGACUUUAUGAGAAACGCACAUAAGGAUAUUGGUACUAAAGACAAUCCUACCACGCUUCGUAGUGCUUACUAUCCACCUAUACCAUCUAAUUUAGACAUAAAGUCGGGCCAGAUCCGCCUUGGAGAACAUACUGACUGGGGAACAAUAACGCUUUUAUUUCAAGACGAUAUUGGCGGCCUCGAGGUAGAAAUACCAGGUAAAGGGUUUGUUCCAGUAACUCCAAUUCCUGGAACGAUUGUGGUAAAUACUGGUGAUUUGAUGCAGAGAUGGACAGCGGAUAAACUACUUGCAACGAGACAUAGGGUAGUUUUUCCAAAUAAAGAUGAGAAGAAAAACAAGUCCAGGCAGUCUGCUGUGUUCUUUGUUGAUCCACACAACGAAUAUAUAGUUGAAUGUUUAGACGGGUCCAAGAAGUAUGAGCCUAUUUCAAUUCUGGAAUAUUUGGCCUACAAAUUUAGUUUAACAUACUGA